AUGGAUUGCUUAAGGUUUAGUGGCCUCCAUGAAACUUCUGCCAACUCCUAUGAGCUUUUGGUCGAGGCUGCAACUCUCAUACCCAUUUGGCAUUACUUGUGUCAUGUUCUCCAUGGCCGGUACUUGGCCACACCGUGGCUCACGAGCCCUCAUUUGCAGAACUUUUUCCUCAAUUUCUUUGGCAACCCUCCAGCUGCCACUUACCAAAGAGAACUAUUUCGUCUGUCGGAUGGUGGUACUAUUGCACUGGAUUGGGCAGUGAGUUCUUAUGUGUUGCCUAAAGAUGACACAACCCCUAUUGUAGUAGUGCUUCCUGGACUGACCAGUGAUUCUCAAUCUUCUUACAUAAGACAUCUUGCUUUCAACACGGCCAAAAUGGGAUGGAAUGUAGUGAUCAGCAACCACAGAGGACUUGGUGGUGUUCCAAUUACUUCAGACUUGGUUUACAAUUGUGGAUGGACCAACGAUAUUCGUGAAGUCUGCAAUCGCCUCCACCAUAAGCAUCCCAAGGCUCCAUUGUUUCUCAUUGGAACGAGCAUAGAUGUUUCUGCUGACAUUGAGUAUGUGUUAGGUGCCAACAUCUUGGUCAAGUAUCUUGGAGAAGAGGGAGACAAUGCCCCAGUUUCUGGUGCUGCAGCCAUUUCCAAUCCUUGGGACUUUCUCAUUGGUGACAGAUUCAUUCGCCGUACCUACACCAGCAUUGCUAUUCCCGGCUUGCGAAUUGGGAUGGCAAGAUGCGUUGCAUUCGGCAUUACCAUGCUACCUGUGAUGUGGGCGAGUUUGAGACUGUGGACACGUUUUAUAGGCGCACAAGCAGCUCCAUUUAUGUGUGCAAUGUGUGUACGCCUCUGCUUUGUAUCAGUGCCCUGGAUGAUCCAAUCUGCACCAGAGAAGCCAUUCCUUGGGAUGAAUAGGGCUGUGGAUGAGUUUUUUAAGGUUCUGUAUUGUGGCCAAUAUAUGCAUGCACAUAAGAAGAUGAAGACUUCUUCUGGCUCAGAGUUGCCAUUGGGCUCUACAAUUGAUCAGGAUAAGAAACUGGUUUUAUUGGGCAAGGUUGUUGCAGCUGUUGCAUUGGCCAAAGUAGUUGCCAAGAAACUUGGCUUUGUGGCCUGA
Messenger RNA from Prunus armeniaca (apricot), 1113 nucleotides. NCBI's taxonomy places the organism in Eukaryota, Viridiplantae, Streptophyta, Magnoliopsida, Rosales, Rosaceae. The record is from the annotation of a GenBank genome assembly.